AUGUCAGGACGUUGUUCGACGAAAUUGUCUUUUGAAUUGCCACUUUUCCUUGCUUAUGUGACAGGCAACGAUGCAUGCGAUGUGUUGUUGGAGCUGGAAAGAGAAUAUGAUGUAAAAUUUAUCGUAGGUGAAGAUUCGGUUUAUGUCGAAGGCUUGAAGGAGCAGAACCUGAAGCCCAUUAAAGAAGCACUUUCUCUUGCUUGGAAAAUGGAUAAUUUUCAGCGUGCUGUAGAAAUUUGUGAAUUAGCGGCUAAAUCAGAAUAUCAAUUUCUGUUUGAAGUAUCACCUUCGGAAGCUGCUCUUAUACAAUUGAAUGCUAAAACUCUUCUACACCGAACGGGAGUACUGCAGCUGAAAACAGAUAGUAAUGGUCAUGUGUGUAUUUUCGGGAAUGGAGCUUCAAUUUGUGAUGCAUAUGAUACGAUAGUUUCGAUCCUUCGCAAAGCAUCUUUCAAGAACAACAAUGCUUUGCAAGGCUUUAAUGAGGAGCCUUGCGUUCUGCUGAUGUAUAUUCCGAGUGCGAUUGCGCAUUUUGUAUUUUCGAACGAUAAGCGAAGUAUAAAUGCUCUGGAACGUUCAUCCCGAUGCGUCGUUGAACCACAUUUUAAGGAUGCUGGUGCUGUUGGUAACACUCAGGUUGAUAUAAUCACCAAAGAUCUCGCCAAAGCAUUAGCUGCAAAGACAGCAUUGAUGGAACUAAUUGAAAGUCAUGUUGGAAAAAUUCAUAAAUGGCCAACUCCAGUAACAGUUUGCUGUGGCUCGCGUGUUUCACGCUCAAUUCCAGAAGUGUCUUGUCGCACAUUGGAUGAGUGCGAAGCUGUACUACGUGGUCCAACAGACAAAAGCUUGACUUUUAGCGUGCCUGCUUGUGAAGCUUCGCGUCUAAUUGGGAUUCGAGGAGUAAAUAAGAAAAGGAUUGAGGAGCGCACAAACUGCUUUAUUUCAUUGCACACAGAGGCAAAGCAUGGGGAUGAACUUCCUAUAGAAAUAAUUGGCCAAAAUGUGAAAGAAUGCGAAGCUGCUCAGGCUUAUAUCCAAAAAUUUCUGAAAGAAACACCCGGAAUGAAUAAAAACAUAACUUGCACUAGUUUAUCAGGUGGAAUGCAAUCAUCUCAACGUCUUAAUUCGGCAUUGGAACUGUCGCAGCUGGGCCAUUAUACAACACAAGUACCGAAAAUCCAAUACAAUGGCAAAUAUUACGAAAAGUGAUGUCGAG
Molecule: messenger RNA, 1216 nt
Organism: Loa loa (African eye worm)
Lineage: Eukaryota; Metazoa; Nematoda; Chromadorea; Rhabditida; Onchocercidae
Product: KH domain-containing protein
Exons: 9
Coding region: 1-1209 (402 amino acids)
Molecular function (GO): RNA binding
Source: RefSeq, a predicted model, not a curated record